Molecule: messenger RNA, 2984 nt
Organism: Callithrix jacchus (white-tufted-ear marmoset)
Lineage: Eukaryota; Metazoa; Chordata; Mammalia; Primates; Cebidae
Gene: EMP1
Product: epithelial membrane protein 1
Cellular component (GO): plasma membrane
Source: RefSeq, a predicted model, not a curated record
AGCUCCCAACACUGUGGGACUCUCAGCAAACUUUCUUUGUCCUUUCAACGGCUCUCCUUCUCCUGACCUCAUCUAAGCUUUGCUUUUUCUUUUUUCCUUCGCUGUUUUCCUAUGAUUCUCUAAGAACCAAGUCCUUGAAACUUUUGGCUUAAAGUGAAUACACAGACAAAUUUUUCCAGAAAGUUCAGAAAAGUGUAUAUUGAGGACGUAGUCUGGGGAGAUCAGCUGGACGGGAGAUCAGCUGGACGGGAGAUCAGCUGGACGGGAGAUCAGCUGGACGUAGUCUGGGGAGAUCAAUCGUGUUGGCAGUGACUGGGUUCUCGCUUCAGGGUGUCGCCGGAGCAGGGACUUUGCAAUAAACCGAGAACUCUCUUUGCUCACGAGUUACCCCAAAGCGAGCCAGGAUGUUGGUAUUGCUGGCUGGUAUCUUUGUGGUUCACAUCGCCACUGUUAUUAUGCUAUUUGUUUGCACCAUUGCCAAUGUCUGGGUGGUUACCAAUACUGGAGACAUAUCAGUAGGUCUUUGGAGAAACUGUACCCAGGGUAACUGCAAUGGUGGCCUGUUGUAUGAAAACGAAGAUGCCCUCAAGACAGUGCAGGCCUUCAUGAUUCUCUCUAUCAUCUUCUCGGUCAUCUCCCUCGUGGUCUUCGUGUUCCAGCUCUUCACCAUGGAGAAAGGAAACCGGUUCUUCCUCUCGGGGGCCACCAUGCUGGUGUGCUGGCUGUGCAUUCUGGUAGGAGCCUCCAUCUACACUAACCGUUAUGCAAAUCGCUCCGUAGUCUUGUGGACGGAGAGUCACCACGGCUAUUCCUUCAUCCUGGCCUGGAUCUGCUUCUGCUUCAGCUUCGUCAUCGGCAUUCUCUAUCUGGUCCUGAGAAAGAAAUAGGGCCAGACGGGUUCAUGGGGAUCUAGGAGGUGGGGAGGAGGAAGCCAUUGAAUCUGGGAGGGAAGUGGAGGUUGCUGUACAGGAGAAACCAAGACAGGGGAGGGGGGAGGGGGAAGGAAAGGGGGAAGGUCAAAUCCCAAACCAUUACCGGAGAUUCUCCACUGCCAAGCCCCUGCCCUGGGGAGAAAGUAGUUGGCUAGUACUUUGAUGCUCCCUUGAUGGGGACCAGAGAGCCUCCCUUGCAGGCACCAGACUUGGCCUCCAGCUGUUCUCAGUGACACACACUGUCUGGGGCACCCAUCAGCUGCCACACCACCAGCCCCACUUCCCAGGUGAAUUCUGGGUCACACACUGAGGUCCACAGACCUACUGCACCGAGUUAAAAUAGCGGUACAAGUUCUGGCAAGAGCAGAUAUUGUCUUUGUGCUGAAUACGCUAAGCCUGGAAACCAUCCUGCCCUUCUGACCCAAAGCAAAACAUCGCGUUCCAAUCUGAAGUUCCUAGAGGGGGACUUUGGCCAGCGAGCCAUUGCCCCUCUUUGGAACAGAUACUUAGCUCUGUGGAAUUCAGUGUCAAAAUGGGAGGAGGAGCGAGGGUUUGUAAGGUCACACUGGUGGGUGAGCUAAACCAAGAAGACCUUUUCACAAUGGAAAACCUGGGGGAUGGUUAGAGCCCAGUCCAGACCUCACACACGGCUGUCCCUCACGGAGACCUCAUGCCAUGGGCUUUGCUAGGCCUCUCGCUUAAAGCCAAGGCAGCUCUUCUGGAGUUUCUCUAAAGUCACUAGUGAACAAUUCGGUGGUGAAAGUACCACACAAACUAUUGGAUCCAAUGGGCAGUCUUGCAACAGUGCCAUAUUAGGGUUAUGUUUUUAGGGUUCCCCUCAAUGCAGUCAAUGUUUCUUUUAAGUAUACAACAGGAGAGAGAUGGACAUGGCUCCUUGGAGCGCGAUCCUAUUACUCUUCCUCUAACUUGUAAACUUUCGAGGACGUUUUGUCUAAUUAUUCAUAUCGAGAAUCAGGGCUCCUAGGCUCGGUGGUAGCUCUGGCUUAGACACCAUCUGGAGUGAUCCCCUCUUGGGGAUCCUGCCUAUCCCACUUCACAGGUGAGGCAUGGCAAUUCUGGAAGCUGAUCAAAACACGCAUAAACCAAACCGAACAACAGGCCCUUGGGGGAAAGGUGCUAUAGAAUUGUGAAGUAUUAAGCAUACUAUAGUUCAGCCGUGAUAAGAACAGAGUGCCUGCAUUCCCAGGAAAAUAAGAAAAUUCUAUGAGAUAAAUAAAAAUAUAGGUGAUGGGCAGAUCUUUCCUUUAAAAUAAAAAAGCAAAAACUCUUGUGGUACCUAGUCAGCCGGUAGAAGAGCGGUCUGCUGCCGCAGGAGCGCCUCUAUGUAGGACUUAGAAGUAGUGUGUUUUUCCUGGUCACGCAGGCAUCGCUCUGCCCUGGAGCAGCUAUUUUAAGCUAUCUCAGAUUCUGUCUAACGGGGUUUUUUGGGAAGACUUUUCCUUUAUCACCCUGAGAAGAUCUACCCCAGCGAGAAUCUGAGACAUCUUGCCCACUUUUCCUUAUUAGCCUUCUCCUCAUCCAUUUCUCUCAUACCUUUCCUUUCUGGGGAGUUGUUAUGCCAUGAUUUCUGGUAUUUAUGUAAGAGGAUUAUUACUAAUUCCAUUUCUCUAUGUUUAUUCUGGUUAAAGAAAUGUUGAGGACAAGCCACCAAAUUACCUGGGCUGGGGUUAGAGAGAUUGGCCAGCAAAAACUGUGGGAUGAUGAACUUUGUCAUUAUGAUUUAAUUAUUGCAUGAUUAUAGAAGGCUGUCGUAGUGCAGAAGCAUACUUACAUAUCAGACAUAGCCAAAGGAAAUACUCACAUUUUGUUAAGAAGCUGAACUAUGACUGGAGUAAACCAUGUAUUCCGUUGUCUUUUCCUUUUUUUUCUGUGACAUUUAUGUCUCAUGUAAUUCGCAUUACCUUGGUGGGUUGUUCUAGUACUGUACUGGGCUUCUUCGUUAAUAGAUUAUUUCAUAUACUAUAAUUGUAAAUAUUUUGAUACAAAUGUUUAUAACUCUAGGGAUAUAAAAACAGAUUCUGAUUCCCUUCA